CUACACUCGUUCAGUUUACUUAGAUUAUUGAGCUGUUUCAUCGCGUAGUCUCCAUUUUCACUUUCUUCGAUUAAGACUUUUUCCCACUGCUGCUAAGACAUAAACAUAAUGGAAAUUGGAAUAGCAGAAGUUUUAGUAGGAUUUGGUUUGUUGAGCCUUUGCGCGUAUUACUAUCUAACGUUGAGUUUUAAUUUUUGGAAAGAGAAAAACGUACAGGGGCCUACUCCAUCAUUAUUCUGCGGAAACUUUAAGGAUGUUAUACUUGGACGGAUUAAUAUGUGUUUAGCGGUGAAAAAAUACUACGAUGAAUUAAAAUCUGAACCAAUAGUCGGACUUUUUAAUUUCAAAAAUGCGCCUUUGGUGAUGGUAAAAGAUCCAGAUUUGAUAAAAGAUGUAAUGAUCAAAGAUUUCAACGUAUUCUGUGAUCGCGGAAUGUACGUUGAUGAACACGAUGAACUCACUCAACACUUAAUUAACCUACCGUACGAAAAGUGGCGUCCACUCAGGAACAACUUGUCGCCAGUUUUUACAUCAGGAAAACUACGUGACAUGUUUUAUUUAAUGGCUGGUUGCUUGGAUCAUUUCGAAAAGUAUCUAGAACAAGUAGCGAAGACAGGAGAACCAACAGAAUUUCGAGAUUUAACUGCGAAAUUCACAAUAGAUUCUAUUGGGGCUUGUGCAUUUGGAAUUAAUACGAAUGCUUUGGACGAACACAGUGAAUUUCAAAAACAUGGACGAGAUUUAUUCGCAACUAAUAUUUCGAAUGUGGUUCGACACUUACUUCGAGAGAUAGCUCCUAAAUUUUUAAGCUUAUUAGGGCCUUUUAAAUAUACUAAAGCCAUAAGAUUUGUGGUAUCUUCAAUGAAGGAAACUAUGGAUUAUAGAAAGCAAAAUAGCAUUCGAAGAAAUGAUUUUGUGGAUUUACUAAUGGACUUGCAAAAUGAUCCAGAGAAAGUUAAAAAUAUUGAAUUUACCGACUUAUUUUUAAUAAGUCAAGCUUUAGUAUUUUUCGCUGCUGGUUUUGAAACGUCAUCAACUACAAUCAGUAAUGCUUUGUACGAAUUAGCAAUCCAGCAAGAUAUUCAAGGAAAACUUCGAAAAGAAAUAAGAGCAGAAAUGGAGAAAGAUAAAGGAAAAGUGACUUAUGAUAACAUCAAAAGAAUGAAAUAUUUGGACAAAGUAUUUAAAGAGACAUUGAGAAAAUAUCCUCCUGGAAGCGUUUUACAAAGGAAAGCUGGCGAUACAUAUACUUUUAGUGGAACCAAUGUAACAAUACCAAAAGACAUGAAAGUUUUGAUUCCCGUAUGGGCAAUACACCGCGAUCCGCAAAUUUAUCCAGAUCCGGAUAAAUUCGAUCCAGAACGGUUUGAUGAAGAAUUUGAAAAAAGUAGGCAUCCAAUGAAUUACUUACCUUUUGGAGAUGGUCCUCAUAAUUGUAUAGGUGCACGAUUCGCUAAUUACCAAACAAAGCUGGGUAUUAUUGCCGUUAUUAACAAAUUUAAAGUGGAUGUUUGUGAGAAAACGUGUAUACCCUACGUUAUUUCAGCACGAUCGAUUGUGCCGACUCCGGUCAAUGGAAUAUAUCUUAAUUUAUCAAAAAUAUCGAAUUGAGUGAUAGAUACAAGUUAAUUUUUAGUAUUUUAUAACUGAAUCUACUCUAUCGUACAAUAGCGAAAUCGUAAUAUGUUUAUUUAAUGCACUUUUGUCGCUGGUGAUAUAUUUUUUAUUGUAAAAAGAUUAUUUAUAUAUUUAUAUAUUUUUUGUAUUUAAUUCUUAAUUCAUAGGUCACAUCAAGAAGUAAAGAUACUAAUUCUGUUACGCAUGAACUUGAUUUGAUUGUUUUGUUCCACUAAAUUAUGCUGCGGCAAGAACGACAUACAUAAGACUAAAUAGAUUUUUUAUGUAUUCUUAAUAAUAAUUUUAUAAUAAUAAUAAGAUCUUAUGAGGAUAUAAAAAA
Messenger RNA from Phymastichus coffea, 1957 nucleotides. Its product is annotated as cytochrome P450 6B1-like. The record is from RefSeq and is a predicted model, not a curated record. Gene Ontology annotation, molecular function: heme binding; monooxygenase activity; oxidoreductase activity, acting on paired donors, with incorporation or reduction of molecular oxygen. Bases 109 to 1611 code for a protein of 500 amino acids. Lineage: Eukaryota; Metazoa; Arthropoda; Insecta; Hymenoptera; Eulophidae. The transcript is spliced from 5 exons.